This is a messenger RNA of Pocillopora damicornis (cauliflower coral), 1248 nucleotides long. RefSeq lists its product as uncharacterized. The record is from RefSeq and is a predicted model, not a curated record. NCBI's taxonomy places the organism in Eukaryota, Metazoa, Cnidaria, Anthozoa, Scleractinia, Pocilloporidae.
AUGAAGAGUCGAUGUAGAAGGCGACUGGUAGCACUUUUUACUUGCUUUCUUGGCCUCUCGCUGAUCUUCCCUUGUGCUGGUUUAAAAUCUAAACGCAAGAAAUUGCAGCGACGCUCAAUAUCGGAAAACAUCAAAAGUUGCAAACAUUGGAAGUUCGAGACCACAGAAGACCCACACUUUGCCGAUAUCAGUGUGAAGCUACAUAAUGCGGCUCCUUCGACAAAAAAGAUGUCUGUAGCCUUACAAUGUGCGGCAAUGAAAAAACUACAGGAGCCGAAGUCAGCCUUUACGGUUCCAGCGCGCCAGACACACCGUUUUGCCUUUAGGAUCGCUGUUGCAUCUAAGUACCACCACAAGGACCGAACCGUGCAUAAACAUACAUGUAAACUGUCUACAUGGACUAAUGAUGAACACAGUCUUGUCACUUGCGAAAUAAAAGUCAGCGUUUGGCCAAAUGGGAUGUUUUACUACAAAUGCUCAUCGUACCAACAGGGACAGCUGACAGUUUCACAAUCAACUUCUUUGAAAGCACGAAAGAUGAAUUUUCAUAAUAAUGGGGAGUCUUCUAUCCUGCUUAUAAAUUCGACUUGCAAGCCAGUGGCACUGACUCUACAACUAAUAGACAUGUACAAGCAGCUUGACAAGGGAAAGAGUUGGACUCUCGAACUGCCAUUAUCUUGUUCAGGAGCAACGAGUCUGAAUUACCGGGGAAAGUGCUCAGUUAAAAUAUACCACGUCUGUCGCGAAGUCAAAUCUCAAGUGGAUAAAAAAGUGUUUGACUUGAAGGAUGGUGAAAUCGACGAAUGUGAACACGCCAAGACCAUGCUGGGUAAAUUUGCCGUGAGUAGUUUUGCUGCAUCUUUUGGAGUCAACGAUGACUGGUCUGCGGCUCUGGCUCUCACCACAAUAAUAGAGUUGGUUUUGAUCUUAACAACUCUCGUCAUCAAGGUCAUUGUCGUUGGGCUUCAAAAAGGCUGGGACUCAUCAAGAGAGGAAUUUUUUUAUCGCUUUUACAAAGCCGUGAGAAUAACUCACAGUGAUUCAACGUACAAGAUCAAGGAAGGUAGAUCACGUAAAUGUUGCUUAACAGAAAAGAAAAUACAUUCGAUAAAAUUCCAUGUAACUGCGAUACAAGGGAGAAGGAGGUCUUUGACUGUCGUCUUUCUAGUGUUUUGGGGCACGUCAAGUUGCUGUAUUUUUUUCGGCAUCAAGCCUCAAUUUUCUCCAGCGAUGUCAAAUACGUCCUAA